Messenger RNA from Linnemannia hyalina, 420 nucleotides. NCBI's taxonomy places the organism in Eukaryota, Fungi, Mortierellomycota, Mortierellomycetes, Mortierellales, Mortierellaceae. The record is from the annotation of a GenBank genome assembly.
AUGGCAUGGUGCCCGCACCUUGAGGACUUGAGGAUCGACACCAACAAGAGUAUCAUGAUGGACGGUCCUUGGUUCCGACCCACCGACGCAACACGCAAGACACCUCCUGAGCUCCGACUCAAGCCGACUCGUCUUGUCUCGUUGGUUCAUGUCAAUGUUUGUGUUAAACAUCAGGACCUGCAGGACUUGCUGGAGAUGUUUCAUGCUUCGGCCAAGAGGGAGCCUAUCAGAGAUGCCCAGAUGGAGCUUCAGGAUUUCGGACCGGCGCUUUUGGAUGUAUUCUCGGGCCGUUCGAAUGUUAUCAUGAGCUUGGAGAUUGUCAAUGAGGGAUGGACAUCCGUCGGAGGUCUUGCCCCGGUACCUGUGUGUAUCUCCACAUCUCCUCCACCUCAAGGUGCACAGGAUAGGGAUCAUCGUUGA